Molecule: messenger RNA, 761 nt
Organism: Cucurbita moschata (crookneck pumpkin)
Lineage: Eukaryota; Viridiplantae; Streptophyta; Magnoliopsida; Cucurbitales; Cucurbitaceae
Product: protein PHLOEM PROTEIN 2-LIKE A9
Exons: 3
Coding region: 13-549 (178 amino acids)
Source: RefSeq, a predicted model, not a curated record
AAUACAGCAAACAUGGUUGGAGUUUUGCAUUCAUCACCUCACACCAAUGGAGACCCAAAUGCCAUAGAAAAGAUGGAGAACCAAAAGACCUUAAUUUAUCCGAAAGGCUUCAACAUCACAUGGGGCAACGACAAUCGCUAUUGGCGCUUGCCUCCUCAAUCUCGAGCCCCGAUGAAGGACUCAGCUGCUGAGCUGCUGCAAGUGUCGUGGUUGGAGGUGACAUGCUCGACGGACAAUGUGGAGGUUGGAAAAAGCUACAAAGUUGGAUUCAAUCUGUCCAUGACGGCGGCGGCUUUUGGAUGGAAAGGGUGUAAUGUUUACAUAAUGGCCAAGAUUGGGAAGGCUGGAAUGUUCGUGCAUAAGAAGGUGUGCCUCGACACGAAAGAGAAGAACUUCGACAUGCCGGCGGAGGGUCUCAUAAUCACUGUGAAACCCCCGUCAAGCUCGCCGGGAGAUAGCCAUCUCUACUUCGGAAUGUAUGAGGUUUGGAGCGGGAGGUGGAAGGGAGGACUUAAGAUUCAUCAUGCAUUUGUGGAGAAGAUCAACUAGCUAAGCAUCACGUUAGAAUCAUGGAAUGUGACAGUCAUAUAUUGAACGGUUUGAAAUAAUUAGGUGUCAUAUUAUAAAUGCAUUAUUGACACAUGAUUUAGUCUUUGUAAAAUUUAUUAAUCGGGGAGUAUUGCUAAGAGAAAUUAUUAGUAUUUCUCUAUGUAUGAUCUAUACAAAUACACGUGGGCUCACUAGGCAAGCUCAUUGAUAUA